UUGAAACAGCGGAAGAAAAAGAAAGAAAAAAAAAAUAUAACAAGCAAUGUGGUGGUUCAGUGGAAAAGGCCCAUCUGGGUUCUCAGCUUCUUCAACAGCUGAAGAAGUUACACAACAAAUUGAUGCCACUGAUCUCACCGCCAUUGUUACAGGUUAGGUUAGGGGCAACUAGUGGUAUUGGUACUGAGACUGCUCGUGUACUUGCAUUACGCGGUGUCCAUGUAGUUAUGGCGGUCAGAAAUAUGGAAGCUGGUAGAGAGAUCAAGGAAACCAUAUUAAGAAAUAAUUCAACUGCAAAAAUUGACACGACGGAGUUAGACCUAGGCUCAAUGGAAUCUGUGAGGAAAUUCGCAUCACAGUUUAAUUCUCGUGGUCUUCCUUUGAAUAUACUCAUAAAUAAUGCAGGAAUAAUGGCAACACCAUUCAAGCUUUCCAAAGACAAUAUAGAAUUGCAAUUCGCAACAAACCACAUAGGUCAUUUUCUUUUGACAAACCUACUGUUGGAAACAAUGAAACAAACUGCCAUUAAACAGAAGAAAGAAGGAAGGAUUGUAAAUGUUGCAUCAAGACGUCAUAAAUUAUCUUAUUCUGAAGGGAUUAGAUUCGAUAAGAUUAAUGAUAAAUCAGGGUAUAACAGUUUGUCUGCCUAUGGACAAUCAAAGCUUGCCAAUGUUUUGCAUGCUAAUGAGCUUGCAAGACAACUAAAGGUGACUCACUUAUUUGAGCAGGAGGAGGGCACCAAGAUAACUGCAAACUCACUUAACCCAGGAGCAAUUGCCACCAAUCUUUUCCGUUAUCACAGUUUAAUUGAUGGAUUUGUUGGUCUGCUUGGUAAAUAAGCGAUGAAAAGUAUACAGCAGAUAAACUAAUUUGAUUAUUAGAUCACUGUUUCAUCCAAGAUAUUAUAUACUUGAAAUAAAUUCAUAGAAAGCUUGACUAUAUACUUUUAUACCUUCAUCAUAGGGAGCUGCAACGACGUGUUAUGUGGCAUUGCAUCCACAAGUUAAAGGGUUGAGUGGAUGCUACUUCGCAGACUGUAAUUUAGCUGAAACUAGUUCACAAGCAAGUGAUCAAGAGCUUGCUAAGAAGUUAUGGGAAUAUAGCUCAAAUUUCGUCAAAACAUGAUAUCAUGAUGUCUCCUAACUCGAAUGGUCUAUUAUCCCUAUCCAGUGAUAGUCCAAACACAACUUAAGGUUUGCAGCCUCGUUGAGGGUGGCCAGAGAUCUCAGGCCAAGACCUCUUUCAGAAGUAAGUUUGCAACACUCAUGCCAAGCCAGUCACCAACUUCCUUUUUUUUCAAUGUCUCCACUCUAAGUAAAGUUCUUAAUCCAAGUCUCAAUACUCUUUAGCGAGGCAACAGGCCAGUCAUAGACUUGGAAGCAUUGUAACAAUAUACCAUGAACCACAUGCUUGACCAGUUGAAUCCUACUAGCAAUUGUUAGAAGAGAAGCUUUCCAAGCAAACAACUCCAAUUUGACUUUGUCAACAAGGAAUUGAGCCUUUGGCAUGCCUCUAAAAAUAGGGACAUCGGUCUAAAAGAAAUGAGGAGUGCCACUGGCAAAACCAAGCAAAUUUAACAAAUAAUGUGAGAAGGAAUAUUGACAUUUCUAGUUCCACUAACCAGGUUGAUAUUAUUUUCAGCAGCCAAAUUUGCAAUGCGCCUCUGAACACUUCCGUUGGGAAUGGGAAGCAAGUAAUACUUCUAAUGUACACAGCGGAUAACAUGAAGAACAGAAUGUUUGAAACAUAUUUAACAAAACAAAUCAUGGUAACCUCUAGCAUUGUUGCACGUAGUUGUGCAGUAGAAGUUUGUAAAAGUUGGGUAGCUUCGCGGUCCCAAAACGCAAAGUUCCCACAACAGCCAUUAUGCACUACUUCUAUUUCUAUCUUAUACCUACAAUGUAAAGGUACGUCACUUUGAAAUAUAUGCCAUUACAAUCGAAAGUGUUGUGAAUUUUGUUUGAGGGAACCGUCAACCUCCAUAUCUCAGCUUCGGUUGGAUGUCCAUCCCUCCAAAAAAAAAAAAAAAUGGUGACUUGUCUCCCUUUGUAAUUUGAGGACAUUGAUGACAUGCUUUAUAGUACUAACUGUGAGGUGAAGCUAUGAGUUUGUCAGUCGUAGCAACUGUAACACAGAAUGUGAUAUGUAGAAAAGCAGUAGAAUGAUAUGUGCCAAUGUUAAAUUGGUCAAGAGCAAGUAAGGAUGGACAAUUGGUUUUAAUUCCAUGUAUGUACAACCUUUUUCCUUAACUUUUGCGUACUGCAAUAAAAUAAAAUAACCAUUGAUGUCAAAGGAUCUAGUUGUUUUUGUUUGUAAUCAAAGAACUCCAAAGAAUAGGCUUCCCAUAGGGUACAACUUACAACGUAAGAUGUUGUCGUUGUUAUGUGAAUCGGAGAAAGUUAGCAUAAAAUUAAACAUUUACAACACAGUAGCUCCAAAAUGAAAUCAUUAACAUUAAUAGACAUACCCCAAAUCUUUCAAGACCAAGUUAACCCGAGCUUUCUUGCCCUUUGAUUGCGAUUGAGAGUAUCCGACCUUGUCAACCAUACAUGACAUCUAU
This is a messenger RNA of Vicia villosa (hairy vetch), 2560 nucleotides long. RefSeq names its product short-chain dehydrogenase TIC 32, chloroplastic-like. The record is from RefSeq and is a predicted model, not a curated record. NCBI's taxonomy places the organism in Eukaryota, Viridiplantae, Streptophyta, Magnoliopsida, Fabales, Fabaceae. Bases 123 to 839 code for a protein of 238 amino acids. The transcript is spliced from 8 exons.